This is a messenger RNA of Thlaspi arvense, 1986 nucleotides long. NCBI's taxonomy places the organism in Eukaryota, Viridiplantae, Streptophyta, Magnoliopsida, Brassicales, Brassicaceae. The record is from the annotation of a GenBank genome assembly.
CUGGAAACACACAAAAAACAAUCACAUCACUAUCUGACUAAUUCUUAAUUAUCCUCUACUAAAUCCAAAAAUUAAUCUGUUUAUUUAUCUUUUUUUCAAUUUUAUCAAAAUUCACAAGCCUGGGUUUUAUAAUUAGCUCUCUCCCUGUUAUAUAUUUACAUAGACUGGGUUUCCUCCAUCUAUAUACUCAAGGCGAGUUUUAGUGUUCUUUCUCGCUCUAGCGAUCAUUGAUUUCGAUUUUAUUGUUUUUUGUUCAAUCUGGUUGAAAAAAGAUGAAGAAAGUUGGGUUUUUUAUACUCCUUCUCUGCUUAAACGCAGCGUCAUUUCUAGUGUCUGCUGAUCCACCGAUGACUUACCUAGGAAGAGCAUCAUGUCCUGCGGAUGAUGAGGGAGAGAAGGGCAGUGAUUCUGGUGAUUGGCAAGGAGAGUUCUUCCCUGAAAUCCCCCAGAUUAAGUAUGAGGGACCUUCGAGCAAGAACCCACUUGCUUACAGGUGGUAUAACGCAGAAGAGGAGAUUCUUGGGAAGAAAAUGAAGGACUGGUUUAGAUUCAGUGUAGCGUUUUGGCAUACUUUCCGUGGGACCGGAGGUGAUCCAUUUGGUGCGGCUACAAAGUAUUGGCCGUGGGAAGAUGGUACCAACUCUGAGUCUAACAAAAACUUGGAUGAAGUUAUUGAACUUGCCAAAGAACUUCAAAAGGGAAGCAAUAUUCGACCAUUGUGGGGAACAGCUCAGCUUUUCUUGCAUCCUCGUUACAUGCACGGAGGAGCAACCAGCUCCGAGGUUGAAGUAUAUGCUUACGCUGCUGCUCAGGUGAAGAAGGCCAUGGAGGUUACACAUUACUUGGGCGGUGAAAACUAUGUUUUCUGGGGUGGUCGUGAAGGUUAUCAGACGCUCUUGAACACUGAUAUGGGAAGAGAGCUUGAUCAUCUGGCCAGGUUCUUUGAAGCUGCUGUUGCCUACAAGAAGAAGAUUGGAUUUAACGGCACGCUUUUAAUCGAGCCCAAGCCUCAGGAACCCACCAAGCACCAGUAUGACUGGGAUGCUGCAACAGCUGCUAACUUCCUGAGGAAGUACGGACUUAUAGACGAGUUUAAGCUCAACAUCGAGUGUAACCACGCCACGCUUUCCGGGCACACCUGUCAUCACGAGCUUGAAACCGCAAGGCUUAAUGGUUUACUUGGGAACAUUGAUGCAAACACUGGCGAUGCUCAAACUGGAUGGGAUACAGAUCAGUUUCUUACAGAUGUUGGAGAAGCAACCAUGAUUAUGAUCAGUGUCAUCAGAAAUGGUGGGAUUGCUCCAGGAGGCUUCAACUUCGACGCCAAACUGCGAAGAGAGAGCACAGAUGUUGAAGACUUGUUCAUUGCUCAUAUUAGUGGAAUGGACACAAUCGCUCGUGGAUUGAGAAAUGCAGUCAAAAUCUUGGAGGAGGGAAGACUAAGCGAGUUGGUACGGAAGAGAUAUUCAAGUUGGGACACUGAGAUUGGGAAGCAAAUAGAAGAAGGAAAAGCUGACUUUGAGUAUCUUGAGAAGAAGGCUAAAGAGUUUGGAGAAUUAAAGGUUCCUUCCGCUAAACAGGAACUCGCUGAGAUGAUCUUCCAGUCAGCAAUGUUUUAGAAGAAGAAGAAGAAGAAGAAGAAGAAUGUUUUCUCUCUUAUCUUUGAGAAGUUUGAAAACUUAACAAAGAAAAAUAAAGUGAUAAAAAAAGGUUAAUUUAGUUUCAGGUUUAUGUACUUAGCUUUCCACACUCUUUUAAGUCUUUACCUCAAAUCAAAUAAGAAAAACUGUUUGGGCUUUACUUGAAUUCAAUGAAGGUUUCUGCGACAAAGCCCAAAGGCUUAUCCGUUCUAUUUUUAUCUAAAAAUAUAUUUGUGAUCCCUUCUUUUGUGAAUGACUAUACAAUAAAGUUUGUAUUUACCGUAAAUGCUUCUUUUAUUAGGAUAUUUUUUAAUAAGAAAUUUACAAAGAAGACACUUUACCAAAC